Drosophila bipectinata is the source of this 1794-nucleotide messenger RNA. It is a transcript of the gene ems, whose product is annotated as empty spiracles. Gene Ontology annotation, cellular component: nucleus. Gene Ontology annotation, molecular function: DNA-binding transcription factor activity, RNA polymerase II-specific; RNA polymerase II cis-regulatory region sequence-specific DNA binding. Gene Ontology annotation, biological process: neuron differentiation; central nervous system development; regulation of transcription by RNA polymerase II. Lineage: Eukaryota; Metazoa; Arthropoda; Insecta; Diptera; Drosophilidae. The record is from RefSeq and is a predicted model, not a curated record.
CGGCUCUCGGACUUUAUUCAGCCAGCGAACGUCGUCGAGAGCACACGUAUUCCGUUUUCCGAGCGCGUCGAUCGCUUCAUAAAUCUCAAACAAAGUAGAAAGUUACAGCGAGUGAGUGAGUGUUUUGAGACAGCGUUCCCGAUGUGGCGCUUAGUGUGACAAACCGAAAACCAAAUACAGAGUUUCAAGUCAAGCCUGGAACAGGACUUCCUAAAGGAUUACAAACAAAAUAAGUUAUCGAAAACGUGUUCAGUUAAGAAAGCCGCCAACAUAGCCGAGUUAUUAGCCGCCCCGCCCACCGCCAACAAAACGCGCGUAUUUAUGACUAAGAUGAUUCCACCGGUGCCCACCGCUGCAGCCGUCAUGAUGCCCACGCCCAAGCAGAAGAUCGGCUUCAGCAUCGAGUCCAUUGUGGGCAAUGAUGCGGUCAGCAAUGCCGCCGGCAACUCGAGCCCGGACAACGGCCAGCAGAGUCCGCCGCCGUCGGAGCGCAAUGUGCCCGGCUCACCGCCCCAGACUCCGCCAACCUCGCUGACCCUCAUCCCCGGAUCGCCGCCACACCACCUGAUGGCCCCGCCAGCCCACCACCACCUCCACCCUCAUCCGCACGCCGUGCCGCCUCCCCAUCCGCAUCCGCAUCUCUCGCCCGCCCAGCAGCAUGUCCUCCACCAGCACAUCCUCAUGCAGCAACAACAACAGCAGCACGGAGCCCCCAAGAGCCACCAAGACAUCCAGGAGUUGCUGCAGCGCCUGCACCACAACGCUGCCGUGGCCAGUGGACUGAGCCCCCUGCAGACGAGGCUCUCCCUGGACAACGAUGCCUCUCCAGUUGCCGUUUCUCUGAAGCGAGAGCGAUCACCUGCCCCCCCUGCCCUGGAGCAGGCGGAGAAUCCCGCCCAGCGCAUCCAGCCGCCACAUACGCCGCCGAAAUCAGUUUCCCCUCAGUCAUCGCAGCCCUCCUCGUCGCCCACAUUGCUGGUGAGCAGUCCACAUGCCACGCCUCCUCAGCAACAACAGCCGCCCAACUAUCCCAAGCCGACAGUUAUGCAUCCGGCGGGAGCUGGACCGGGUCCGAUGAUGAUGCCCGGUAUGCCGCCAGCGGGUUUGGUGCGUCCCUUCCCCGUGGGCCCCGGAGGACCGACGAUGCCGCAGGGUCAGCCCGGCUUGCCAGACAUCAAGGCCCUGCCCCCGUACAUCAAUGCACCGCCAGAGCUGCCGCCCCAGCACAACCCCCACUUGAUCGCCGCCGCCCAGUUCCAGAUGGCCGCUGCCCUGCAAGCCGGCCACGUUCUGGGCCCUGCUGCAGCGGCCGCUGCUGCUGCCGGAUUGCCGCCACAUGCCGCUCCCUUCAUGCCCAAUCCGGGCAUGCCCAGGGAAAGCUACCAACUGUACCCUUGGCUGCUCAGUCGUCAUGGAAGGAUCUUCCCACACCGGUUCCCAGGAAGUUUCCUGGUACCGCCGUUCCGCAAGCCGAAACGCAUUCGUACCGCCUUCUCGCCGUCGCAGCUUCUGAAGCUGGAGCACGCCUUCGAGAGCAACCAGUACGUGGUGGGGGCCGAGCGCAAGGCCCUGGCCCAGUCCCUCAAUCUGUCCGAGACGCAGGUGAAGGUGUGGUUCCAGAACCGCCGCACCAAGCACAAACGGAUGCAGCAGGAGGACGAGAAGGGAGGCAGCGGGGGAUCCGAGCGCAAUCUGCACAAUGGUAGCGGAGACGAGGACGAUGACGAGCUGAUCGACAUGGAGAUGGACGACUGCCCCAGCGACGAGGAACACGACCUGGACGCCAGCCACUGA